This is a messenger RNA of Orbicella faveolata, 762 nucleotides long. Its product is annotated as cytochrome P450 3A24-like. Lineage: Eukaryota; Metazoa; Cnidaria; Anthozoa; Scleractinia; Merulinidae. Gene Ontology annotation, molecular function: iron ion binding; steroid hydroxylase activity; heme binding. The record is from RefSeq and is a predicted model, not a curated record.
AUGGCGUUGAUAGAAUUCUUACAAGGUGUAUCGGAAGCGAUGGUGCAUCACUGGCUGACAAUAUUGAUUCCUUCCACCUUCUUGCUUGUUCUGUAUUCCUUGGCUUCCUACCGAUCAAUGAAAACUUGGUACGGAGAUAGUAUCCGCGGACCAAAACCUUUGCCGGUUUUAGGUCAUUUACUGGACACGAUAAAGCACAAAGGACAACUACACCUUCAGGUGCACGAAUACUUUCUAAAAUACGGCAAGGUAUUCGCCAUGUCGUCUUUCCUCGGAAAGAUUCCAAACUUGGUGAUUGCAGACCCGGAGAUGCUGAAGGAUAUCUUCGUGAAAGAAUUCGACUCUUUUAGAGAUCGACCUAUAAGCAAAUUAAUAGUUUUUAAUAACUAUAGUUUUUACUACCUUAGAAUUUCGAACGUAACAGCUCCCGUUGUGUUCGGAGUUAGUGACCCAAAGGGGAAUCUAACCAACGGGUUUCAACAGGCUCUUACAAUGGACCUAAUUCUUUCAGCAGUAUUUGGUCUUCAAGCCAACUCUCAAGACAAUCCUGACGACCCGUUCAUCAGCGCGGCUCGUCAGGCUUUGAAACAAAGUUUUUCAAAGAAAAUCCUGCUUGGCUCACUUCUGCCAUUUGGAAUUAAACUCAUGGAAAAAUUCCCAAGCAUUUGGCUUUCAAAUGCUACACCAUUACUCAAGAUGACAGAGAAAAUUAUUUCCGCGAAGAAGGCAGGAAAUGGAGGCUCUUCAAGAAAGGUCUGUUGA